UUUUCAAUCUUAAAUUUAACGUGUCUUGAAAUUCUCGUAUACUUUUGUUACGAUUAACGGGGAAUAUCAAGAAAUCUCCUCAUCCUCCUCGAUCUUUUGAGAUUGAGGGGAUCGAUAAAUGAGGAGAUGGAACUUCUUUUGCCUUAUUAUUUACAUACCUGAAGUUUACUCCGGCGAGGCGGUUUAGGAUACGGCGCCGGGACUGAUGUUGCUCGCUUCGUCGGAAAAUGUGAUGUUUUCAUAAUCGCCGGCGAACGCUGCUCAACUCCGACGGUUAACGUUGCCGAUCCGAAACUUUUAGGUGCCUUUUAGCUGAUUUACACAUUUUUCAUCCAUUCUCCGGCAAAUUGUAGAGUUGGUCUAUUUUGAUAACUUUCAAAUAAAGAUGUCCUUCAAAUCCAUAGUAAAUGAACUGGUGGAAAUGUUGGAAGUGAUUGGAAGUUUAUCAAGGGGAUGGACAAAGGGCAAGCAUUGGCGAAGAAGACGGACUUUAUCGCAUAUAGUUCCCGAUAUAAUCCCAUCUGAAACCAUCAAACAAGGGAAAUGGGCAAAUUUGCCACCUGAACUUCUUUUCGAUAUAAUCCGUAGAGUUGAAGAGAGUGAAGUUUCAUGGCCUGCAAGGAAUGCAGUUGUCUUUUGUGCUUCAGUUUGCAAGUCAUGGAGGGAUAUCACAAAGGAGAUUGUCAAGACACCUGAGCAAUGUGGGAGACUCACCUUUCCUAUUUCAUUGAAACAGCCUGGACCAAGCGAUUCUCCAAUUCAAUGCUUUAUUAAAAGAGAUCGAGCAACUGCAGUUUAUCGUCUGUAUUAUGGUCUUACCCCUUCUGAGAAUGAAAACGACAAACUAUUGUUGGCUGCUAAGAAGAUUAGAAGGGGAGUUAGAUCAGAGUUCAUAAUAUCUUUGGUUGCUGAUGACUUUUCCAGAGCCAGCAAUACAUAUGUUGGAAAACUUAGGUCUAAUUUCCUGUGCUCCAAAUUCACCAUUUACGACAGCCAACCUGCAGAUUCCAAUGAAGUUCAACAAAAUAGUAGAUCGAGUGGCAGAUUCCAUUCUAAGCGUGUAACUCCAACUCCAAGUUUACCUGCGUGUAACUACAGAAUUGCCACUUUAAAUUAUGAGCUGAAUAUCUUGAGGACAAGAGGCCCUAGGAGAAUUCAAUGCAACAUGUUAUCCAUACUCCCUGAGGAGAAUGGAAAACCAUUGAUUCUUAAGAACAAGCUUCCCAGAUGGCACGAACAGUUACAGUGCUGGUGCUUAAAUUUCAAGGGUCGUGUAACUGUUGCCUCUGUCAAGAAUUUCCAGUUGGCUGCAGAACCGUCUGACAAAAUUUCGGUAUCGGAUCAAGAGAGAGUGAUCUUACAGUUUGGAAAGAUAGGGAAGGACAUUUUCACUAUGGAUUAUCAAUACCCCCUUUCGGCUUUCCAAGCGUUUGCCAUCUGCUUGAGCAGCUUCGACACAAAACCCAUCUGCGAAUGACAUCCACUUGUGUUGUUGUAUAACAAAUUCACCUCUUCUUCUUCUUUUCUUUUCCUGUAUCUGUGUUUUCAACCAUCUUUGAAUCAUAUGGAUUAUAUAUAGAAUCAGGUGAUUUGAUAUGU
Impatiens glandulifera is the source of this 1599-nucleotide messenger RNA. Its product is annotated as tubby-like F-box protein 2. The record is from RefSeq and is a predicted model, not a curated record. Lineage: Eukaryota; Viridiplantae; Streptophyta; Magnoliopsida; Ericales; Balsaminaceae. Gene Ontology annotation, molecular function: protein binding. The transcript is spliced from 4 exons. The coding region runs from base 386 to 1477 and encodes 363 amino acids.